AUGGAGGAUGUUGUUACCUCGCAACCAGUAAACAACUCCAGUCCAGUCCAGUCCAGCCCCCGAGAUUCCGAGCGCCAGCCCACGCAACACCGACGACGUGCGCCCCUCCUCGCGCGUUUCCACUCUGUCUCCGCGCCGUCGCCACCCCCAACCCCCCGACCCCAGCCCGCCCGUCCAACCCCCGGUAACCCCGCACCCGCCGACACGCGGGCCCCGCCGGCCGCGCGGCUCACAUGCGUGCGCGUCCCCCGUACAAAACGAGCCAGCCACUGCCGCUGCCGCUCGGGAGAGAAAAAUAUCUUUUUUUACGGGGCCGCGGGGUGCGUUUCCCCCGUCUCGAGGUAUAAAUCCGUCAAUCGGCUGCUGCUCCUUUUCCACUUCGAUUCGCCGUCUCCUCCUCCUCCCCCCUUCCCCUCCGUCUCGCUCCUCGCCCUUAUCCCCGUCCCUUUCCCCUUCCUCCCACCCGCAGCCGACGAAACUUUCCCCACGCCCCUCGGCGGAUCGGACCGCCGCGCUCCAUCCAUGUCGGAGGAAUCUGGUCGCCCUUUGCCCAAGUUUGGCGAAUGGGACGUCAACGACCCAGCUUCUGCUGAUGGGUUCACUGUUAUAUUCAACAAAGCCAGGGAUGAGAAAAAGGCUGGGAAUGGACAAGAUACCGAAUCCCCUUGCAAAGAUGCCAGGACUGAGAGGGUGGAAUCUUAUGCCACCAAGGCAAAUUCAAAGAAGUGGUUUUGCUGCGUGACACCAAGUCCUACACAAUCUUGAGGAGGACAAGCGUCGCCCGAAGAAAAAAUGGUUGCGAAAGUAUGGUCGUUUAAUUUUGCUAUAUACAUACUAUCCAUAAGACCUUGUAAGAGGUACCCAGCCCCCCUGGGCAUAUCGCGAUGGGUAUCUCGUAAAACUCUGAAGUGUGUAUGUAUGGUGUGAGGGUUGUCAGACACUCAUUUGGAUAAGUGAACUUCUGAUUGUAAUUCUGGUCUCCUUGUCGGUCUCCUUUUGUGUAGUAGUAGUGGUGAAGUUGAUAUGUGAUUUGAGUCUCGCCUAUUGCCAGAACUGCAUACAUCCAAAAUUCCAAUCCCCACCUGUGAUUUGGCCCAUUA
Molecule: messenger RNA, 1100 nt
Organism: Triticum aestivum (bread wheat)
Lineage: Eukaryota; Viridiplantae; Streptophyta; Magnoliopsida; Poales; Poaceae
Exons: 4
Coding region: 1-765 (254 amino acids)
Source: RefSeq, a predicted model, not a curated record